Messenger RNA from Saccostrea cuccullata (small rock oyster), 2338 nucleotides. RefSeq names its product zinc finger protein 345-like. Gene Ontology annotation, biological process: signal transduction. The transcript is spliced from 5 exons. Gene Ontology annotation, molecular function: zinc ion binding. The coding region runs from base 127 to 1998 and encodes 623 amino acids. The record is from RefSeq and is a predicted model, not a curated record. NCBI's taxonomy places the organism in Eukaryota, Metazoa, Mollusca, Bivalvia, Ostreida, Ostreidae.
UUGUAACUGACUUCCUGAAUAUCAAGGGGAUGUUUUCCUCAUUCGGUUUUCCCAUUUUCUAAUUGCCUGUAAUACUGUAUAUCUAUAUUUGUAAACAUACAAUACUGAAAGCACGUUCAAUUCAGGAUGGCUCAAACGAAUAUAAAUGGCUUCCCUAUUUUUGUCAACUACAGCCUACGCGACAAAGGUUAUGUUCGUCGUAUCAUGGAAAUGAUGAAGAGCACUUUGGGAUUAAGGAUGUUUGACCCGGACGUAGAUCUGGUACCAGGAGAGCCAAUUGUCAGAAAUAUCAUUGAGAAUGGACUCGACAAAACAAAGGCCUCGGUACUGUUUGUCAGCAAGAACUUUCUCAGAAGUGGACUUUGUCAGUUUAUCUUAGAUAAUGCACUCUGGAUGUACAUGAUUACAAAAGGAAAAUAUCGAGUCAUUCCAAUCGUUCUCGACAAAUGUAAAAUUCCUCGGUGUAUGAGAGUCUUGAAUUGUAUUUAUUGUUGGAAAUAUCAGCAGAAAAUGCGGAAGGGUGACAUAUCGGUAUGCGAAUGCCUGAUACAGCUGAAAAAUAGAUUUGUGAAGGCACUAAAAGGUCCUCGUCUAACAUUCCGUAGAAUCCAACUGAGAGGUGUUAAACCUUAUAAUGAUAGGAAAAAAAUUCUCCGGCGUCUUCGAAAUAUUAUGAAAAGGGAUCGUAUUCUUGGAGAGAAAAAGGAUUCCAGCCCACUUCUUGGUUUUCUGAGACUUGUAAAUGUUAUCAAACAUUGUAUACUGACUUGCAAAUAUGGAGACUGUUCAUUUUCCUGCAGCGGAGAAAACUUCAGAAAACUUGAAAAGCAUCUUCAAGAGUGUUGGUAUUUACCAAUCCAGUGUCCAAACAGAAAGUGUCCCUUUACAUCCAGAAGAAAUGUCAUGAAGAAGCAUUUAGAGGAAUGUGAAUUUUCUAUCCAAAAAUGUCCUGUUGAAAAUUGUACAAUCAAGAUGCAGCGACAUAAAAUGGCUUCACAUAUACGUUUGUGUCCAAACAGACUGGUUUCUUGUGAAAACGAAUCCUAUGGAUGUACGGCUGUUCUACAUUUCAGAGACCAUAAGAAACAUCUUUCAGUCUGUCCCUGGGCACCUCAACAUUGUGAAAAUUGUGGUGGAAUGUACUUACAAAAAGACCAACAGAGGCACGACUGUCCAUUUGCCAUCAAAGAAUGUCCACACUGUGAAAAAUUAUUUGCAAGGAAGGAUUUGUUCAAACAUCUUCAGCUAUGUUUUUCUGAGUGCAAAAGUUGCAACGAAUGUUUCACGAAAUCAAAGUUAAGGUAUCAUUUAUGUCCCAUAAUCAAAUGCCGAUAUCAGUAUUGUGACUAUAAAGAUACACGGUUAAGGGUUGAAAUUCACAUGCUAAAUUGUCAGUAUAAGCCGGUUGAAUGUAAUCGUUGUAAGAAAUUCUUUCCGUGGAAAUCGUUUAAAAUGCACCAAACAGAAUGUGAGAAAAUUAUUGAAUGCAAGGAAUGCGGAAUCAAAAUUCACAGGGAUUCGCAGCUGACACAUGAUCUUAUGAUGUGUACAGCAAAGAGGAAUCAGUAUUCGUGCAGAUUUUGUGAAAGAUUAAUUAAGGAAGGAGUAAUUAAAAACACGUACCAGUUGGAACAGCAUCAUAAUAUGCACGAUCCUUGGCAAGACAAGAAAAUAUUCAAUAAAGAUUCACCGCUUUUACAAAAUGAAGAAUUGAUUGACAAAGAAUCAGCUGAGGUAAGCUCCUUAGAAAAAGAGACAUCGAAUGACGAAGUGUGUUUGGAAUACCUUUGCCAUGUUUACCAUUGCACUACUGGUGAGAUGGAAAAGGGAGCUAGGGUACCUCUACGACGAAGUGACUCACACUGUAAAGAAAGUCUUGAACGCUUUAGAAAGUUCUUAGAAGCCAUAGAUCAUAACCAAAUAGAUUUAAAGCAGUAUUUCAAAGAGAGACGAAACGGUCGCUGUAAUCUAUCAUGGUCUGAAUUUCCGAAUGCGUAGGUCAAACAACUUAAAAGCAUCUAUAUAUACAUGAAGAAAGUUGGGAAACACCUUUAUAUUUCAUAAAUACUUAAGGUAUUCAAUGUAUAACGACCAUUUUUUGUAACUAAUAAAUGAAUGAUUUAAUCAUGGUAGCACUUUUAAGGUAUUACCAAAUAAAAAUGCUCCACCAAAGGAAUUUUCAAAAUACUGAUUAUUGUCCAAUUAAUUGCACCUUGAAUUUUACCUUGAAGUCAAUGACCAGCGCGCAUAUUUUUAAAGAUAUUGUAAAAAGUUAUUUGAAUUUCAAACAAAUCUCUUGGUGAAAUAUGCAUUAACUUUUUCUUUAUUAAAUUGUGAA